CAAUAACAUUCCGUUUCCAACACUCCCUCUCGGCAGAUUAGUGACGCAAACGUUAUCUCACUUUUUAAACGAGUAGGCUACAUAGUUUUUACAUGUUCAGUAUUUUGUUUACUAACACUUUCAUUUAUAUAUGGAAUCUAUCUUGGCUUGAGAAAGAGAACCAAACUGUACAUCUUCUGGGGGAUGAUUAAACCUGUCUUUGAAGACGGAUUGUUUGAAUAAGGAAAAGGAGAGAAAAACGAAAGUUGUUCCAGUUGUGAUUUUUUGUUGUUGUUGUAUGGUCCACAUCCCUCUGCAGCAAUGGAGAUAGAUAGUAUGGUGGCGAACAGCGCACUCAUCAGAGCCAGAGGAGGUGGAGGGGGAAAAGGCAGGAGUUGGAAAUGGAAAGACAUGCUGCGCUUCCCUCACAUCAGCCAGUGUAUGGAGCUGGCAAAAACCCUCGAGCGAGACUACUACAGUCUGUGUGUGAAGCAGCCUAUCGGCAGACAACUAUUCCGUCUCUUCUGUCAGAGCAAACCUGAGCUGCGGCACUGCAACUCCCUAUUGGACAAAAUGGGGGAGUAUGAGGUGAAGUCAGAUGAGGAGAAGAGGAGUUUUGGCAUGCAAAUCAUUAACAGGUUCCUCAGUAGACAGUCAUCUGAGUGUGUACAGGUAGUAGAGCGCUAUGGUGAGGGGUGUAGGGAGAGUCUGGAGGAGCAGCACAGUAGAGAAGUCUUCAUUGACUGCACAGAUGACCUCCAUGAGUACCUGAGCGGUGCCCCCUUCCUUCAGUACCAGCAGAGCAUGUACUUUGACCGUUUCCUGCAGUGGAAGAUGGUAGAGAGACAGCCUGUUACCAAACACAUCUUCAGACAGUACAGGUUGCUUGGCAAGGGAGGCUUCGGGGAGGUGUGGGCAUUCCAGGCACGUGCCUCUGGGAAGAUGUAUGCAUGUAAGAAGCUGGAGAAGACUCACGUGAAGAAGGGGAAAGGAGAGGCCAUGGCACUCAAUGAGAAACAGAUACUAGAGACACUUAACAGCAGAUUUGUGGUCAGUCUGGCGUAUGCGUAUGAAACCAAACAGUCUCUCUGUCUGGUGCUGACCAUAAUGAACGGAGGAGACCUGCGGUUCCACAUCUAUAACAUGGGUACUUCAGGCCUGGAGCAGGACAGGGUUCAGUUUUAUGCUGCUGAGGUCUGCUGUGGUCUCCACCACCUCCACCAGAUGAACAUUGUCUACAGGGAUCUAAAACCAGAGAACAUCCUUCUGGAUGACAACGGGCACAUCCGUAUCUCAGACCUGGGCCUGGCGGUGACACUAUCUGAGGGGAAUCUGGUACGAGGCAGGGUGGGCACCCUGGGCUACAUGGCUCCAGAGGUGAUUGGCAACGACUACUACGGGUUGAGCCCUGAUUGGUGGGGCCUGGGCUGCCUUGUGUACGAAAUGACGGCAGGACGAUCCCCAUUCAAGAGAAAGGGGGAGCGAUUGAUAGGAAAGGAGAUGGAGAGAAGGAUACAGGAGGAGGAGGAGGAGUACGGAAAGAUAUUUAGCAACGAGACGAAGGACUUCUGUCGCUUGCUGUUGACUAAAGACCCGAGAGAUAGGCUGGGGUGUCAGGGGAGUGGGGUGUAUGGGAUUCAGUCCCAUCCCUUCUUCAGAACCAUCAACUUCAGAAGGCUGGAGGCCGGAGUCAUUGAGCCACCCUUCAAACCGGAUCCCAGAGCAGUUUACUGCCAGGAUGUUCAGGACAUUGAUGAGUUCUCCACAGUAAAAGGAGUCAUUUUGGAGAGGGCAGACAACGACUUCUACAUCAAGUUUAACACAGGCUCCGUGGCCAUACCCUGGCAGACAGAGAUGAUAGAGAUGGGUUGUUUCAAGGAGCUGAAUGUGUUCGGGCCUCAGGGUUCCAGACCCCCUGACCUGGACUGGACCCAGACCCCUGCCCCAGUGAGCCCCAAACGCAGCCUGCUGGACCGCUUAUUCCGCAGACAUCAUUCAGAGGAGUCAGGCAGCAGAAGACACAAGUCAGACAGCAGCAGCAUGGACUCAGCUAGCCUGCUCAGCACUACAAUCUAGUGGUGGAGGCACAGCACUACAGCCAAUGGACUAAAGCCAAAGCUGCAACAGACGUUGGAGUGCCUGGGCCAUUCCAUCUAUCGUUCACCAGCUCAGGCCAAAGAGACCACCCCCGUACUAUCAUCCAGGAGGUGGUCAUCUUAUUUCUGCAUGAGUCAGAUCAGAGAGAACCUCAGCUAAUAUUGUUCUGAUUUUGUACCCGUGUGUUUAUGUAACCUUAGUAUAAAAACCUUGAAAACAAAUCUUUCCAAAUCUUUAAUUUAUUAAAACCAGCAUGAAAGUAAAACAAAAGUAAAUAGUUAAAACAAGACCAAACCUUAAUAUUUCACAUCUGUAACCAGGUUUCUAUCCAACCUUUUUAUGCUCGUAAAGUACGCUGGGUAAAAAAUGUCACAUCAGGCCUGAUGGAAACAGCAAAUUUGUUGGUAAACUUUACAAAUAUCGACAAAACAAAACACAUUAGACAAGGUGGGAUAUUUUUUGUGUCUGAACUAUGCGAGUAAUGGCGGUGGAAAUGCUUUCAUGGGCAAAUAUUGAUAUAAUAACCAUCAUAUCGAAGUAAAUUUGAGAGUCACGUGAUGACGUGUGUGGUCCUCACACUACGACUAGGGAAAGAAUGAAGUUUAUUAGGCUACAAAUGAAAUUAAUGAUGGUAAACUUCACAGCGUGGUGAAAGUGGAAGGUGAUAAGAUUGGUGCUCCUUUCCAAUACAUAUCGAGGGUCUUAUUCUGGUGACAUGAUGAUUGAGGCAUGCCAUUUGACAAAUUAAAAAUAAUCUUGCACUUUUGUUCAUAAUAAUCUCACAUGUAGACUAUACCCACUGUAUGUACGAGCUGCUGACUGGACCGCACAUGCCAAUACUUGAAUGGGCACAUUCACUACGUAACACAAUUUGUUCUGUGACAAAACCAUCAGUAGAGUUGAAAAUGCAAUGAAAACCCAUUUAACUUGAUUUACGUUUUUUUAUUCGGUACAUAGGAAUUUAACCACAAAAGUUGUUUUUAUGUGCACUAUGUCGUCACGCAGACUAAUUCGCAACCAGUCAGAUUUUUAUCAUAUUUGCAUGAAGAUCUGUGGCCAAUAGUAUGGAACCCUAGCUUGAGACCAGCUGGCAGGUAAUGAACAUGUUCAUAUGGUUGAAGAAAGAAUAUCUGGAACUGAGAAUAUCUGGGGUGUUUGACAAAAAUGGAUAAUGAAUUUGAAACUUGUCCAUACAUACAUUAUUUUAUAGUGCUGGAACACCUAAAGUGCUUCAUACACAAAAAAGAGUUGUUCAGAUAAGCAAGUCUCAUUUUAGAUCACACACAUCUUGUUCAAUAGAAGUGUACAGCUGAUUUAAGUUACCAAUGACAAUGUUUAAGGGACACCACAGAGAGACUGCAAAGUGUUCAUGUUCAGGUUGACAUCAACCCACCUAUAAAUGAUGGAAUGGACUCCUCCAUGCCUGUCCAAA
Messenger RNA from Oncorhynchus kisutch (coho salmon), 3508 nucleotides. Its product is annotated as G protein-coupled receptor kinase 5. Gene Ontology annotation, biological process: signal transduction; regulation of signal transduction; protein phosphorylation. Gene Ontology annotation, molecular function: G protein-coupled receptor kinase activity; ATP binding. Lineage: Eukaryota; Metazoa; Chordata; Actinopteri; Salmoniformes; Salmonidae. Gene Ontology annotation, cellular component: cytoplasm. Bases 301 to 2055 code for a protein of 584 amino acids. The record is from RefSeq and is a predicted model, not a curated record. The transcript has 16 exons.